Pristis pectinata (smalltooth sawfish) is the source of this 4290-nucleotide messenger RNA. It is a transcript of the gene skap2, whose product is annotated as src kinase associated phosphoprotein 2. The record is from RefSeq and is a predicted model, not a curated record. The transcript is spliced from 13 exons. Bases 125 to 934 code for a protein of 269 amino acids. NCBI's taxonomy places the organism in Eukaryota, Metazoa, Chordata, Chondrichthyes, Rhinopristiformes, Pristidae. Gene Ontology annotation, cellular component: plasma membrane; cytoplasm.
GCGGUGACGUGAGUCCAGGCGCGGGCCCGCUCGGCGGCGCGCAGUGCUCGGCCCCGCGCCGGGGAGCGGCACUUCCGCGUGAGGCGAGCGCUCUCCGGUGCCACCGAGGGGAGGGCGGGCGAAGAUGCAGCAAAUCCCAGAGGACGUCAAGAGCCUGAUUGCAGAGACUGAAUUAUUUAUAAACGAGAUACUGAAGGGAGAAAACCUGACAAAGAAGGCGAAAGAAAAGAGAGAAACUCUUUUGAGAAAGUUUAAGGUUAUCAAAACAAGCUAUCCUCAGGAGUUCCAAGAGAGAGGGGAAUCAGAUGAUUCUGACAGCCAUGAAGAAUCUUUACUAGACGGGGCUUCCUUGGCAUCUGAUCGUAAUGAUAACCAUGAAGAAGCUAUUGCUGAUGUUCAGCGAUCCCCUCCAAUACCUGCACAGGAACUGAAUCAAAUUCUGAAAGCUGGGUAUUUGGAAAAGCGACGAAAAGAUCACAGCUUCUUUGGAUCAGAAUGGCAGAAACGCUGGUGUGUGCUCAACAACAAUAUUUUCUAUUACUAUGGAACAGAGAAAGAUAAACAGCAAAAAGGUGAUUUUGCCAUAGAUGGAUACAUAGUCCAGAUGAACUCUACUAUGCGGAAAGAUGCAAAGAAGGACUGCUGUUUUGAGCUUACUGCUCCUGAUAAGCGACUAUAUCAGUUUGCUGCGGCUACUUCCACUGAGGCAGAGGAAUGGGUUGAACAGCUUCAAUUUGUAUUAAAAGACAGAGAAUCUGGCGUGAUCCCAGUAGAUGAUGACGGUGAAGAAAUGUAUGAUGACAUAGAUCCAGAAAUCAGUGAUGUAAAAUCCGGCCAAGAACCCAUAGAUGAAGACAUUUAUGAAGAGCUUCCAGAAGAAGAGAACAAUUUGGCUCAACCUCCAGCGGUAUUAAAUGAAGCUGAAAAGAAAUGAGCCUACAAAACUGGUGGGAAUAAAACAGAGAAAGCAACUGACUAUGCCAAUUAUUACCAAGGAUUGUGGGAUUGCUCAGGGGAUCAGGCUGAUGAACUGUCUUUUAAACGUGGUGAUGUCAUCUACAUUAUUAACAAGGAAUAUAAUUCAUUUGGGUGGUGGAUAGGAGAAAUGAAGGGAAUGAUUGGCUUGGUGCCUAAAGUGUACCUAAUGGAGAUGUACAACAUUUGAGAAGGUCUGGCUCGAGCAACUCAAGCUAUUGGAGACUGCACACCGGCUUUAUAUAACAUCUUUGCUGAAUACUUGGCCAGUAUAUUUUCAUUGCUUUCAAGACUUGUCAUUACAACUUAAUCAAUUGUAGACAAACUCAAAAUCGAAGGGGAUGAGGCUGAUUUUCCUUCCUUUCCCCCAGAGUAUCUUGAAGUAACUGUAAGCACUGUUUUCUGUCUUGUCUGUUUCACUUUAUUGAAUCUUGUUCUAAUGUUCCAGUCUGCAAAUUUUAAGGUUCAAAUAAAGUUUAAUUGUGUGCAAACUGUUGUUAUGCUAAUAAUUUAAAUGCCUGCUGUGUAACUAAUGAAAUUACUGUGUUAUGAUUAAUUUGGAAACUGGUAUGUUGAUUGUAGUAAUUGAACACAACAAGGUGAAGUAAAUGAUUAUGAUGCCAUAUGGCCUGUUAAUCUCAAAAUUUAAAAGAGGAUGAGCAUUUUCUUCCAAGGAUUUUUUUAAAAUAUUUUAAAAACAACUUUUUUUGGCAGAUUGUAAAUUAAUUCAAAAUGUUUUGUUGCUGUUAACUCUCAAGAUAUUAGUACUGAGAAUCUCAAAUUUUGUUAUAAAUGUUGAACUUGGAAAGUAGUAAUAAUUUUACCUGUUGAUUAACCUUAUUAAAAACGCAACUCAUUUCAAUGGCUCUUUGUUUAAUAACAAAUAAUCUUUUGCGUGCGCAAGACUUUAUCAGUAAGUCUGCCUGCAUAAUUCUGGUACUCUAGUUAUAGUUUCUAAAUGAGGAGUUUCUUAAAAACAGUCACUGUAUUGGUGGAUGUGGCUGAUAGAAACUGCAGAUUAUUACCUACAGCUAAAAUGAAGACGACAUCAUGUACAUAUUAAACUCAGUCAUCCCUUGAACUAAUUUUAAUUGGAGCCUUGUUUAUUUCUGCCAAUCUUUUUUAAAUCUCAGUUUAGUUUUUGGUUAAUUUUAAAAUUUGUGCAAAUAUACAAUUACAUUUUGCAUUCUGGCCACCACAAGAAUGAAGAAUUUUAUGGAUGAUACAGAAUCAAAGAUGGAUCAAAUUAAUUUGUAUUUCUAAUUUUCAGAGACAAUGUGUUCAAAAAUCAAGUUAAGUUUCUGGAGUCAGUGAAAACAUUAACAGAGAGGAAAUAAAUGAGUUGCAUAAUAAGACAUAAAUGUUUUUUUCCACUCUUUAUCACUGAUAAUAGGUAGCACUUUCAUGAAAAGAACCAUUUUGCAAAGCACACAUCACUUAUUUUGUUUCAAUGCCUUUAUAUGAAAUGGAUACACAAACAAUUAAACCUGCCAAUGUACCUAAUUUUCAUAAGUUGCAUUAAAAUCAGUGGAUAAAUAGCAAAGACAAGAUACACUAUAAAGGCUGUCUGCUGGUGCCACAUGAGAGGACUUGUUCCAUUUUUUUUAAUGUAGCUGGCUUUAACCCCAUAAUUUAUGAAUAGUUCAAUGAAGAUAAAAAUUGGUGCUCUAGCAGUGAUCACAUGUACUAAAUCUGAAUGCAUGAUGAAACAAAAUUUUUAUUUGUGUUUAUGCCUAUUUCAGUGUUUAUCAAUGUACCUUAUUUUUAUGCUUAAUAUCCAUUGUUUUACAUUGGAGUUUUGCUUGUAAUUAAGAGACUCAUUGCAGCACAGCUCCAUUACAGAGAAUAAAUCAAACCUAGUCAUGCUGAGGAAAAUUCAUAAAAACCACUGAAGCUAUAACAGCAAAAUAUGAAACCACCUUUUGUACACGUUUCAAGUCUAAACAUUUUGGAAGAAAGGCUAUUGUUAAUAGGUAGGUACUGCAUCUAAUAAUUAAAGUCUACACAAUAUUGAUACUGUAAUCUACUGAUGAUUACUUGCUGAUUCUUUAACUAUUGAAAAAGAAAUCACUGAAUGAUCUGUGGUUGGUUUAAUAAUAAGUUUCCCUUACUUCAUACAUAAUGCAAUAUAUUGAGAAACUUACAUCAAGCGUAUCUAGUACGUACCUUAGGGAGAUAACAUUGUGAUGUAUUGAGCAAAAAAAUAGUUUCCAAUGUAAAUGUGUUUCUUUGAGAAUCUGACGAUUUUACAUCAUGUUCAGCACAGAUGGGAACCUGUAAUCAGAAAUAAAACUGCAGAGUUAUUUUCCACGUUUGAACAAAUAUAAUUUUGUACAAAGUUUAUACUUUGUUCCAUUUUGUAAAAGUAGCAGAGAUACUUUAACAAAGGAAGAUUUAUCAACUUCAGUGUUUAUUUAACUAUUGGCUUUUCAGAUUAGGAUGGGUCAUCUUUAUUUUACCCAACAAAACCAGAAGAGGUAACUUAUGAUAAUAUAAAGUGUAUUUAAAUAGGAUUGUAUAACUUUUUUAUUUCUGAUGGCUUGUCAGUUGAACAUCAUAUAAAGAGCUAGUUGAAGACAAUGAAAUAUACAAGAAACGGCAAUUGUUUGCUCAUGUUAAUACAUCUUUCCUUAAUGAAUCUGGUAAUAUCUAAAGGGCAGGCCAAACCAAUAAAUGUUCUGCAAUAAUUUAAAUAACAAUUUCAUGAAUAUGUUGUUCCUAUUUCAUAACCAUUAAUACAAUCUAUGUUGCAAUCUAUGCAAUGAUUACAUUAGAAUUCUCCUAAACAAAGGGGAUAUUUGCAAAAGGUGAAGUGAUGAGUCGAAUGUUCAUUUAUCGUCCACAGAGCAAGGUAAUAUGGUGGAUCCCUGUGGUUGCAGCUUGUGGUGCGGAUCAUCUGCUCAUUCUUCAGGGGCCGCUUUAGCAGCAGUACAUAAGGUGAGGAGGAUAAGCCCGAGAAGGAAUCAGUGUAUUUCUAACUGAAUUGCGGUAUUAGGAGCAGAUUUCAAGGAAAUGCCAACCUUUGCUGCUGCAAUGAAAUUACCAGUGCAAAAUAGUGUUGGGAAUGGGAACUAGGACUGUGCCAGACAGAUGGCACACCCUGCUGUGCCUUUGAUUGAAAAAGAAGGGUAACAUUUGCAGGGAUGUCAGAAGAAUGGUGAUCAGCUAAACAAAUUAGUCUCAGAAGUGCUCCAUUGUAAGUGCUAACUCUGCUGCAGGGUACACCAGGAGCUGUAUUUCAAAAUAGACCAUGUUUGCAUUUUUUUAAAUUACGUAAAUAUAGGAAUCUGGGGUCCAGGGAAGAUAGACCAUUUG